Molecule: messenger RNA, 5336 nt
Organism: Girardinichthys multiradiatus
Lineage: Eukaryota; Metazoa; Chordata; Actinopteri; Cyprinodontiformes; Goodeidae
Gene: rhoq
Product: ras homolog family member Q
Exons: 6
Coding region: 391-1044 (217 amino acids)
Biological process (GO): small GTPase-mediated signal transduction; cortical actin cytoskeleton organization
Molecular function (GO): GTPase activity; GTP binding
Source: RefSeq, a predicted model, not a curated record
UCCGCCUCUCCACCCAGCUUGUCCAGUCCAGCAGCAGCGGCAGCAGCGGCUCAGUGCGCCGGGGAGCGUCAGGGAGCAAGACACGCUGGAUCACACGGUCCCUCCUCGGCUUCAGAGGAAACCCAGAGCUCCUUGGACUGACUGAUCCCGUGGAACCGAAAACAGCGGGACAAAGUCUGGGUAAAAUCUAGGAGGACAGUAUCCGGUGGUGGACAGGAGGGGGGGGAGAGAUGCUGCUCCAGCCCGACACGGUGCACCUUGCAGUCCGCCUCCGAGGCUGGUGAUGCCCGCCGCGGUGCGGGGAUCCCCACCCAGCAGCGGCAGCAGCGGCAGCGGCAGGAGGUCGGAACAACAAGGCGUUGGGGAGAUGAUGGUGGUUCGGUCGGGAUCAUGGCUAACGGAACCGGCUCUAUCAUGCUGAAAUGUGUCGUGGUUGGAGACGGUGCAGUGGGUAAAACGUGUCUCCUGAUGAGCUAUGCCAACGACGCCUUUCCAGAGGAGUAUGUGCCCACGGUGUUUGAUCAUUAUGCAGUGAGUGUCAACGUCGGAGGGAAGCAGUACUUGUUGGGACUGUAUGACACAGCUGGUCAGGAGGAUUAUGACCGCCUGAGGCCCCUGUCCUAUCCGAUGACCGAUGUCUUCCUUAUAUGCUUCUCCGUUGUCAACCCGGCCAGUUUCCAAAACGUCCGUGAGGAAUGGGUGCCGGAGCUGCAGGAGUAUGCACCCAGUGUUCCUUAUCUGCUCAUUGGCACACAGAUUGACCUUCGUGAUGACCCUAAGACCAUUGCAAAACUGAAUGACAUGAAGGAGAAGCCAGUCGCCACCGAGCAAGGACAGAAACUGGCCAAGGAGGAGUGGACGUCCCAGCAAAUUCACUCCAAAAUUGGGGCUUGUUGCUAUGUGGAGUGUUCUGCGCUGACCCAGAAGGGCCUGAAGACGGUGUUUGACGAGGCCAUCAUCGCCAUUCUUGCUCCAAAGAGGAAGAAAGGAUCCCUGAAGAGACGUCUGGGGCACCGCUGCAUCAACUGCUGCCUGAUCACGUGAUGUGGCAGCCCUGGGACCCUUUAGUAAAAGACCACAAACCAAACAUGGACUAUAGGCAAAGGAAAAAUGCGAAGUAAAAAACUGGGAGGACUGAUGGACAAAACAAGAGCAAACUAUAAGAUACAAGACUCUUGAAAUACCAUAACUCUCUCCUGCUGUUCAAAACUGGAGCUGAGAAUGCAGUUUUUACCAAAGGAGCUCAAAGCCCAGUCAUUCUCUUCUUCUACAAGACUUUUGCCUCAAAAGUACCUUCUUUUAUAACCAUUUUAAUCAUGUUUGGUUUGUUUCUGUCACUGUUUGCUAUCAUAUGAAAACAUGGAAGACAAAAGGACAUUUCAGCUUUAAGAUGAAUGCUUAAUUCAGAAAUAUCUGUUGUUUUUUUUUUAAAGAAUUUUGACUAAUAGGUUUAUAUGCCUGAAUCUCCAAAAUGAGAAAAAAGAAAAUGUAUUUAGUAAUCAAAGUCUAUCAUGUGAGAUUUUUUCAGAGCCCAGUUUUACAUUUUUAUUUUAAAACUUUUUAAAUUACUCUGCAUUUGGACCCACUGAGAUUACACCACUGAGAGUACUGUGCUAUUCAAAUGACAGUUAUUUCCAUGGUUUCUUGCCUUAUGAUUGUUGUGUUGUGUGGCAUGCCAAAAUACUCCAUAGUAGAAUGAGACUGAGGAGUUCACAAGAAAAUGAAAUAGUUUAUUAUCCAUUUUUAGGAUCUAGAUUAUCCAGAGUUUAUAAGAUUGUAUCACUAAAUCAAAUAUCAUUUAUAACAUAUUUAUCAGCUGAUAAAUAACUUUUUUAUCAUGCAGUAACAUGCUAUGUUUUUAUCAGUUGUAAGAGAGAAAAUGUAGACCAACUUGAUUUUAGAAAUUAAUUUCAUUUAGUUCACAAAGAAUCAAAUGCACACUUUUCAGUAAAGGGCAUAUAUCAUCAUUUUUCUUUUUUUAAUACGUUUUUCGUCUUUUUAUUUUUAUUUUUUUUUUACAUACUUCUCGAUCGUAAAGUAUAUAAAAAGCAUAAAAGAAAAAAAGAGAAUGCAGCAGAAAGUUGCUAAAUGUGAUGGCGUUAUGUUUUAGAUAGCAAUAGCAAGACAAUAGUUGUGAUAUCAAAGUCUCCAGGUCCGAUUUGAGUUCAUCAAGUGAAGAUCAGGAGGAGGAAGUCAGGGAAACUGUUGUCUGAGAGCUGUUGUUUGAAUACUUAGCAAACUGGCACCCUGCAGAGAUAUUUAUAGUGAUCAAUCUCAAGCCUAGUCUGCCUGUAGUGUAGACCAGGGGCAAAUUACCGAUUGUGACAAUAACUCUAAUUUAUAACACAACAAUUCUGGCAGCAUUCAGAAAGAUAAUGUCUGCUCUGGUUCUGACCUGCAUUGUUACCAUGCAUAGACAUGCAUCAGUUCAUUUUUCCGGACAACUGUGUGAGAUGGUGGUUAAAAAGUCUAACUUUUCUUCACAUAAUCUCUGUUAAAACGUUACUCAAAGGAUGCUCUCUGUCCUCUCAUUCAAUCUCUGCAGGCCUGUCUGCCAUUAGUUUCCCUUCAACAAUGUGUUUUCCACCCCUAAAAAAUGUAUGCUACACCAGUGGUUGAUGUGAGAGAAGUUAAAAUACUGACAUACAAUCAGACUACAGCUGCAGUGUAGGGACUUUUGUCCCUUCUGCUUAGUAAAGGAGGGAAAACAAACAAUUGCAACAGAAGUUAAUUUUGUGGCUAAACAUACAGGAAGAUUGUAGAAAGCAUUUUUGCAGAGGUUUUGUACUGAUAGAACACACAUAAAGAAAAUUGCUGUUAAAAAUAGCAUAUUCUUUCUUAAUAAUCUAUGCUCCAUCUCAAUGGUCUGGCUGUUUACUCCCUGCUAACGCUAGCCGUCUUAGCUGUGGGCAUGAACUGUGUUGUGUUCCCUCAGGUUUGUCCUUUAAAUCCAAGAUUUAAAUAGUUUUAUAAGCACAGGUGCAAAAAGUGUUUCCAGCAGAGAGACCGCUAUUGUGGGCGAGGAGCAAUUUGUUCUCCACUUAUUUACCUUCACAGAGCUCAUCAGUUAACUGGAUAGAAGAACUUGAAUGCUAUGUUGUAGUGCCUUUCCAAUUUUAGUUAGUUUGACUCAAAAGGUUAUUUUUGUUUAGAAAAUUGUGUUUUAAAAUUACUCAUUCACUUUGAAAAACAUCAGAAAUGCUGACAGUGAUUUAUGUUUCCUACUUUAAUAAUUUUUAGGUUUUCAUUCUCUAAAAUAUGAUGAUAUAUGCCUUUUUUUUAAGUUUUGUGCCUAGGGUGACCCAAAACUGUACAUGUACUGCACAACAAUGAAGCACAGCUGCUGCUGCUUGUGGAGAUAUAUUAUGUGUGUGCAUCAUUAUUAUUAUGUUCAUACUGCACAACAAUGAAGCACAGCUGCUGCUGCUCUAUUUUUCAGCACAAAGAUGCACAUUCCCUUUGCUUUCCAACACACCCACUGUUCUGGAAACAUCUGUCUGAAGCACACGGUUCUGUCAGGCACAGCAGGUGUAGCACAGCGUCUCAACAUGAACAAUCAGAGGUUUAUCAUGCUCAACUUCUGCAACAAGUUUCAAUUUUAGCUCUCAGAAGUCACCAUUAUGGGAAUUACAGUAAAGACACAAAACAUUUAAAUCAAGUCAAAUGUUGCCUUAAAAGCUGAUAGGUUACAGUUAAAACAUCUAGUAACUUCUAUUAUAUACCAAUCAUAAUUAAUAGCUGUUGCUUGAUAGACUUUCUCCACAGAUAUUAGUUCUUUUCUAGUAUUUCCUUAAACAUUUACAUUAGUUACUGGCAUAUAGCUCCUGUCUAGUGUUAACGGAAACCAAACGCUAAUGUUAGCUGUGUUAGCUCCUGAAUGCUAGCUAGCUAGCUAGCUAACUAAUGUCAGCUUUGCAUGUCCGUUUCAAAUGUAGCUGACAAAGUUAUGCUGCCGAACCAUUCUAAAUUAGAUUUAUAAAAUCAAACAAAAUAUAUUUAAACACACGAAAUAUCACAUAAACAAUGAAACUGAGAUUAUAUUGUUUUUAGGUUACAGUUAUGUUCUACCUAUAUUCUACCCCUGGCAAAAAAAAAAAAAGCAAUCAUCCAACAGUGUUGACUGCUUUUUUUUUUUUUUUGCUUUUUUGUGUUGAUUGCUUAUUGUCAGUUGUUUAACUUUUGAACAUUCUGGCCUAGUAAAACCCACCUCUAGACUAUUAUCUUCUGCUUAUACAAGAUCGGAUCUUAGUGGCAUCGAGACAUCCCUCGAUCCACACAGACCCUCUCCAGGUAAUUCUGGGGGGUCCCAAGACAGUCCUAGGCCAGAAGGGAUGUAUUGACCCUACAGCAUAUCUGAAUCCUGGGUAAGCUGAGGAGGAGCCUGCUAGCAGGCUAGCAGCACCUGUUUGACUCUGUCUUCAGGGGAUUUGAAGGAGGUAUGGCCAUGCUAGGCUCAUGUCAAGGCUACAGCCCUAUCACAUCCACACCAGUCUGAAAUUACAAGUAGCCAAAGUCACCAAAAUGCAUCUUAGGUGGACAAAGUAUUAUGGCAAGAAGCUGGAACAAACAAUCCAUGCUGUCCUCCCUUGCACAUGGAGAUGCUCUCCAAGUUGGGGAGAUGCAUCUACACCUCCAAAUUGCACAUAUCAACCUUUUUUCCUUCACAUCAAGACUGAAACUGCUGGUGGAAGACCAAAAGCCUUCCAAAUAUAUUUAGAGAAAUUUGGCAAAUUGUGAGGAGCCAUCCUAGUGCAGUUUUUUUUGGCAGGACUUAUACUAUGUUGUCCAUGAUUUUAUUGGUGUAAGUGUAAUCUAACGCUUUAUAUGAAUAGUGCUAUUCAAUUUGUUAAAAAAAUAAUUUAAUAGAAUUAAUGCAGACAAUACAUUGCAAGACUUAGAGGUGAAUGCAGCAGCUUUAAGCCUACAUAUCAAUUUAAGGUGCAGUAGGGGAAACUUUAAGGUUGUGAUUGAGUGUUUUUCGCCAGGCAAAUAUCAAAAACGUGUCUCUGUCAUUUAAAAUGCAUUUAAUUUUUCUAACAUUUUUAAAGACAUUACUCAAAGGUGCCAAUUCUUACUGUUAAUUUGUCUGGUAUGAUUAAUUGAAGCUUUAUUGUUGAAGGUGCUUCUUCUCUCUGCCCGGCCUGUGUUCUAUAACUGUCCUUUCAGCGGCACAGAUUGCUGCAAGGUGAGUGGCCCAAGCUCUCAGACAGUUUUGCUUGCUUAUGUCAUGUGAAGGUCCCCCCUCUCCUCAGGAUCAAGGACCUAAGUGCCACAGUCAACAACGCAUUCUCUGAUUGAUGCUCCUCAUUUCUCAAUAAACAUGUUUCCUGUGUUAA